Molecule: messenger RNA, 699 nt
Organism: Pteronotus mesoamericanus
Lineage: Eukaryota; Metazoa; Chordata; Mammalia; Chiroptera; Mormoopidae
Gene: GLIPR1L2
Product: GLIPR1 like 2
Exons: 4
Coding region: 1-699 (232 amino acids)
Source: RefSeq, a predicted model, not a curated record
AUGGAGGGUUCAAGGUCCUUAGCAUUGGACUGGUAUGUCCAAUCGCUGCCUAAGACGCGAGGGGGAGAUUUGAAGCUGUGGCUCUGUGAGCUCUGGCUUCUACUGCUGGCUUGUGGCAUAAGUGCGAAUUUUUUGCCGCACGAAGAGGACGUAAGCUUUAUCAAUGAAUACGUGAACCUCCACAAUGAACUCCGAGGCAACGUCAUGCCCCGAGGGGCUAACUUGCGCUUUAUGACUUGGGAUGUAGCUCUGUCACGGACUGCUAGAGCAUGGGGGAAAAAAUGUGUAUUUGAGCAUAACACUCAUUUAGAAGAAAUGAAAAUGGCCCAUCCUAUAUUUAACGGUAUUGGUGAAAAUAUUUGGGUCGGCCCUGAAAAUGAAUUUACUGCAAGUAUUGCUAUCAGAAGUUGGUAUGCAGAGAGGAGAAGGUACAAUUUUGAAAAUGGCAGUUGUUCUGGUGACUGUUCUAAUUAUAUGCAGCUUGUUUGGGACAAAUCUUACAAAGUUGGCUGUGCUGUUACUCCAUGUUCAAAAAUUGGACAUAUUAACUAUGCAGCAAUUUUCAUAUGCAACUAUGCCCCAGGAGCAACUCGGACAAGGAGGCCUUAUAUACCAGGAACAGUUUGUACUCAAUGUAGCAAAGAUGACAGAUGCACAGAUUUUCUAUGCAGUAAGACAAAGAAAAUACCUUUAACAUGA